AUGGAAUUGCAGCUGAAAGCUACGGAAGACAAGAAACAUUUCAAACAUAGAAGAAACCCUGAAAGGAAGCACUCUGCAUGGUCUUGCGCAUUUGAUGUGCCUUUGGCUUGUACAGUAUCAUUUCUUGGUGGUGUAGUCCUAGCUACCGGAAUUUACUCCGACAUAUGGUUGUUCUUGCUCGCUUUCACAGUUGCUGGAGCCCAUUUCUUCCUUCUCAAAAGCGUCCAGCCAGGUGCAUCGUCCCCUAUUCACGGUUUCAACUGGCUCGUCGCCUAUAGUCGUCCCGUCUACUUUUGCAUUCUGGCGGUCGUUUUAGUGCUGCAUCAUUUUUGUGAUGACCCAAAUUAUGAUAAAACUCCGUGGAACUGGAAUCCAUACAGGCUGUACGAGACUUCGGGAGAAAUCGUGCUUCUUGCAGUUCGUGAUCUUUUUGCUACAUUUUUGCUUCCGUUUGCCUUCACAAUGGGUUGGCUUUCGCAGGUUAACACACUUAUGCAUCAUGUACUAGAACAGCUUGAGAUGCAUAUAUUCGGAGGGACCGCUUCCCUGGGUAUAGUUUUCGUUCAAUCCUCAACUGUCAAUAAUCUUGCUUCGAGCCGUAUGUCCGUAGUAGGAACUCCUACUAACUCUUAUAGUACUAGCCGGUUAUGCUGCGCUGCGUCUUCCGAACAAGAAGAAGAUGGGAGGGUGAAAGAUCUAGAUGAACUAGAUGUUUCGGAUCCAUUACCUGGACGUUUAAAGAAUGCUGUAGUGCUGCGAGCAAGACAUGACAUGCUGUUUUCGGGUUUCUUAUUCUCAUUAGCCCUUCCGUUCACGCUGACUCGUUUUGAUUGGAAGAACGGAUUACCUUUCGGACCUUCUAAUGAGAUUUCACCAGCUACGGUAUUCGCUCUUCUUCUAUACUUACUCAUCGUGCUCUAUCCUAAAUGGCUUGAGCUGUAUCUCAAAAUGAGUUUUGUAAUGGCAUACGUGGCACCUUGGCAAAUCAGCUGGGGAUCGGCAUUUCACGCUUUUGCUCAGCCAUUUUCCAUACCACACCCUGCUCUAUGGACCUCCUAUCUUGUAUAUCUGCUGAUUCAUGGUUUUGCAGCUUCGCAAAUCCAUGAAGGACCGAUGUUGGAUGAUACCAAUCUGAGUGCGGUGUUUUUCAAGCAUUUGACAAGAAGGCUGCAAAAAAGCUUAGCUGGUGAUUUGCAGAUGGGUAGAUGGGCCACCAGUGUCCAACCGGGUGAUUGCUUCAUUCUAGCAAGCUUUUAUCUCAACUGUCUGGUACAUAUAAUCGCCUGAAUCUCCGAUCAGGCAAUAACCCUCCGGAACAGCUCCUUCUGCGAAUGCAUCAUGUAGACGGCUAUAUCUGUACACGGUAGCAUCAUGAACAGAACCUGGAUAGUUACUGUUUAUGUAGAUGAAUCUACCGCGGGCGUCGACAACGGCUAGGACGUUGAUGGCCCAGAAUCCUUUACGGCAAUAGUAUUCCCACCCUGAGUUGGCCGACCUCAGGAUGGGUACAAGUGUGCCGUCGAUGGCUCCUACGACGUUCGGCAGCCUUCCCAAUCGUGCGAAGCCAUCGGCCUUCCUCCGGCAAUAGCGCUCGUCGUGGAGAUGGCACGGA
Cylicocyclus nassatus is the source of this 1612-nucleotide messenger RNA. NCBI's taxonomy places the organism in Eukaryota, Metazoa, Nematoda, Chromadorea, Rhabditida, Strongylidae. The record is from the annotation of a GenBank genome assembly.